This is a messenger RNA of Colletes gigas, 1038 nucleotides long. RefSeq names its product NAD-dependent protein deacylase-like. The transcript is spliced from 6 exons. Gene Ontology annotation, molecular function: protein-malonyllysine demalonylase activity; protein-succinyllysine desuccinylase activity; NAD+ binding. Lineage: Eukaryota; Metazoa; Arthropoda; Insecta; Hymenoptera; Colletidae. The coding region runs from base 192 to 995 and encodes 267 amino acids. The record is from RefSeq and is a predicted model, not a curated record.
GUAACGACGUAAGGAAAAGAACUAUUGCUUCCAAUAAUUAAUUUUAAUAAAAUUGAUUCUUGAAUGUUAUCAGUGUCUGAUAUUUCAUGGCGGGAGAAAUUCAUAAGUUUAAUCUGUGAAAGACUGACACUGCACCAUAUUUCACGAAGACGAGGACUUUGCCUGGCCUAAGUGUUCUAGAAAUGUGAAACAUGAAUAUCAUGAAAUCAUUUCGAGAAACAUUAUCAAAUGCAAAAAACAUAUUGAUAUUAACUGGUAGCGGAAUUUCUGCGGAAUCUGGUAUUCCCACUUUUCGCGGUGCCGGUGGUUAUUGGCGAAAGUAUCAAGCUCAAACGCUUGCAACUCCAGAAGCAUUUGCAGCGAAUCCUUCUUUAGUUUGGGAAUUUUACGAAUAUCGUAGAAGAGUAGCGAACGAAGCUAAACCCAAUAAAGCUCAUAAUGCAAUAGCAGCCUUUCAAAAUCGUGCCUUAAAAGAAGGUAAGAUUGUUACUAUUGUAACACAAAACAUUGAUGAACUUCAUCAACGAGCAGGUGCAAACAACGUAGUGGAACUUCAUGGAUCGCUUUAUAAAACCCGCUGCACAGUUUGCCAAGAUGUUGCAAUAAAUAAAAAUAUUCCAAUAUGUUCUGCAUUGGAAGGAAAAGGAUCUCCAGAUCCAAACAUUAUGGUUUCUGAUAUUUUGAAAGACGAUUUACCUAGAUGUUGUAAAGAAAACUGUAAUGGUUUGCUAAGACCUCAUAUUGUAUGGUUUGGUGAAAAUUUGUACGAAGAUGUACUUAAACAAGCCAAUGAUGCUGUAGAAAAUUGUGACGCGUGCUUGAUUAUUGGUACAUCGUCGAUUGUAUAUCCUGCAGCAAUGUUUGCACCACAAGUAGCAAAACGCAAUAUUCCCGUUGCCGAAUUUAACUUAGAAACAACUCCCGCUACAAAACACUUUGAUUAUCACUUUGAGGGGCCCUGCACUACUACAGUAACAGAAGCUUUGCAACCUUGAGUUUAUUAAAAAAUGUAAGUUUAGAAUUUGAUAUAAUUAUUUA